Messenger RNA from Nymphalis io (European peacock), 2686 nucleotides. Its product is annotated as transmembrane protein 120 homolog. Gene Ontology annotation, cellular component: membrane. Bases 172 to 1164 code for a protein of 330 amino acids. NCBI's taxonomy places the organism in Eukaryota, Metazoa, Arthropoda, Insecta, Lepidoptera, Nymphalidae. The record is from RefSeq and is a predicted model, not a curated record. The transcript has 7 exons.
UCGGUAAUCGGUUAGACGUUAAAUUAUUUCAUUUCAUUUUCUCUUGAAAUAAAUGUUCGUGUUUUACCGCACAGUACAGCAAUGAUUAUAUAUCUGUUUGUUUAAUUUCGUGUGUAACAAAAUCAUUUAAUAAUAUAAAUACCGAUUAUAAAUAAUUGAUUAUAUACAAAAAUGGAUAUCGAAGAGUGUAUAAAAGAGUGGGAUGAUUUAGUAACUGACUACAAGCGAUUAGAGGUUAUAAAUAAAGAUUAUACUACAAAAUUAGAGGAAAUUGGAGAACUGCAAGCAUCAUGUUUAAAAGAACUCAACCAUCAAAGAUAUCGCAUGUCGAUUAUAAGUGGCGCUCUAAAGAGGAUGGAGAAGAAGGGUGUGACAAAGGAUGAACGUCAGGCAAAUUUGGAAAAGGAAAUCAUGAAGAGGAAAGCUAUGCUGCACGAAAUUGAAGCGACUCUACCUAAACAAAACAGUCUGUAUCUGAGAAUUAUUCUUGGUAACGUCAACGUAUCGAUUCUCAACAGAAACGACAAGUUUAAAUAUAAAGAUGAAUACGAAAAAUUUAAAUUGAUACUGAGCGCCAUAGCAUUCGUUCUUGCUGUUGGUAAUCUAUGGAUAAACUUCAGGCCAUUACAAUUGAUAUUGAUAUUUCUACUAGUCUGGUACUACUGCACUCUGACAAUUCGCGAGAGCAUUCUAAAAGUGAAUGGCUCCAGGAUAAAAGGCUGGUGGCGAUUGCACCAUUUCAUUUCGACUGUGGUAGCUGGUAUACUACUCAUUUGGCCACAGAAUGAACCCUGGAAUGAGUUUCGACACACAUUUAUGUGGUUUAUUGCUUAUAUAAGUGUGGUCCAAUACAUGCAAUUUAGAUACCAAAGUGGAGUGUUAUACAGGCUGAAGGCUUUGGGUGCUAGACAUAACAUGGAUAUUACCAUAGAAGGUUUUCACUCGUGGAUGUGGCGUGGGCUGUCCUAUCUUCUACCAUUCUUAUUCGGAGGCUAUGUUUUCCAACUAUACAUUGCAUACACACUUUACCACAUAAGCUAUCACCCAGAAGCUACAUGGCAGGUACCAGCGUUAAGUAUGUCGUUUCUACUUAUCGGCAUCGGAAACACGGCGACCACGCUCAUAGUGAUACCGCAGAAACUGAACGAGCAGGUACCCACCUGAGGAGCGACGGACGCGCACGUAUACGCACGAAUAUGUAGUCUAGUGUUUACAAUUUGCUGUGACCUUGAACGUUAUAUACUUGAAUCGCACACUUGAAAUAUAUAUCCAUAAAUUGAUAAACAAUGAAAAGCCAUUUUAUUUUUUUAAUCAAGUCACUAAAUUAAUCAUAAAAUGGAUUAUUGCAAGAUAUAAUAAUACUUAUUGCAAAAACGUCGUGUCAUUUUAUCUUUAUUGUUUUAUAUCGAUUUUCAAAAGCUAUUUUGUAAGCGAAUGACCUGUUGCAAUUAAUCGUACAAAAUGUGUAUUGGAUUAAACUACUAUUUCGUACAAGAUCACACGAUUUUUUUAUUAUUUUUUUAGAAUAAUCUGCCAUUUUAUUAAGGACUAAUGGUUGAUGUUAAGUGACAUAUUUCUGUGUGAUUAUGUUAUCGGUUACAUUUUUAACGUUCAUAAUAAUUUACAUGUUCGCCAUUAUGCUCGACUUGUUUGUUAAAAAAAAUAUAUGUAUAUCAGCUACUUCAGGCUUUUAUUCGUCUACAUAUACAUUACACCUUAUUAAAAUGGCAGUUGUAACAAACUGUAAUGCAUUUUUGUAGUUUUCAAUUGUUCGAUUUAUACUUUAAUUUCGUAACUACAAACUUUUAUAUUAAUACAGUUUGCGCAGCUAACUACUGCGACAUUAGCAAAUUAUUUUACCUACACGGCUAAGCAACAUCGUUCUUUUACACUUUACUGUGUUGCAAUAAAAUACAGUUUAUAUUCAAUAUUAGACAAUGCAACGAAUUUUUGCAACAUUUUAGUGGCUUCAAGCAUGCUUUGACUGCGCAAAGUUGCAAAUUGAACCUUUUUUGUAUGAAGUUUGUUUUGACCGUGUAAUUUUUAGUACAUUUAGUUCAAUUCUAUUUAAUUACUGCAUAUUAUUUGGCAUUUGCUAAGCAAAGAUACGUCAUAUGACACGAUGUCGGGAAUCUCUUUAGUGUGUAAAUAUAACCAUUUCUUUUUUUUUAACACAUGCUUUUCAAUGUUUUAUUAAAAUUUAGUUUUUUGAUUUUAUUCUGCAGUCUGCUAAAUUAAUUUCAAUACACUACUUUAAUUAGUAGUUUUGUAAUACAUACCAUAUCGCAAUGCAUAUUUGUAAUGGUUGAAAACAAUUUAUUUUAUAAUAAUUAUUAUCCUUGUUAAUCCUUCUUUAUUUGGGUCCAAAAAGUGUUUUUAUUCAAAUGGGUUGUUAAUUAAUGCAUUUACAUAAUAUUAGACAUUUUAUUUUGCAGCAUAUCAAUAAUUUGCAGAUAUUUAUUAUUUGCAUUUAGUUUUUUUUUUUUUAAAUAAUUUCUAGUCGUCAUAUACGAAUCCGAUUGAUUAUGUUAUUAUACAUUCAUGUUACAUAAAAAUAAAUCGUGUUUACUAAGCUUUAUUAAUAUGUUUCUCUACGUCAUCCAAAAGUUUCAUAGAAACUCUACCGUAAUAGUUUCUUGGAUUUUUAACAUGUAUAUUUCUUUUGUGUUAAAUUAAAAAAAAAAAU